CCGGGAAGAGAGAUGUCGCCCCUUCCCCAACCGUGGAAGUCCGUUUCCUCCCCGGCUUUCCCAAGGGUCUGUCCCUGCAGGGAGCCAGCCGCUCGUCCUGCUGAGGCCUUUGGGCUAGACACCGGCUGCCAGGCUUUCUUCUGGCUCAGCGGGUGCAACAUGCCUUCCCCACUAAGGAAGACUAGGAAGUUCCGUGAGCACAUCAGCCACGGGCGUAUCGGCAAGCACCGGAAGCACCCUGGGGCUGGUGGAAAUGCAGGAGGGUUGCACCAUCACUGCAUCAACUUCGACAAAUAUCACCCAGGUUACUUCGGGAAAGUGGGUCUGAGGCAUUCUCACUUGAAGAAGAACCAAAGCUACUGUCCAACCGUCAACCUUGAUAAGCUGUGGGCACUGGUCAGUGAGCAGACCAGCAUUAAUGCUGCCAAAAGCAAGGCAGGGCUUGCCCCUGUCAUUGAUGUUGUGCUGGGGCACUACAAAGUGCUAGGAAAAGGGAAAGUCCCCAAGCAGCCCGUCAUCGCGAAGGCAAAAUUCUUCAGCAGAAGAGCAGCGGGAAAGAUUAAGGGUGUUGGUGGAGCGUGUGUCCUUGUGGCAUAA
Molecule: messenger RNA, 597 nt
Organism: Dromiciops gliroides (monito del monte)
Lineage: Eukaryota; Metazoa; Chordata; Mammalia; Microbiotheria; Microbiotheriidae
Product: 60S ribosomal protein L27a-like
Cellular component (GO): cytosolic large ribosomal subunit
Molecular function (GO): structural constituent of ribosome
Source: RefSeq, a predicted model, not a curated record